AUGGACAGCCAUCAGGCCCUGCACAAGCGCACCGUUGAGGACUCGGCCAAACGUGGUGGUGUGAAUGAACCCAUCGAAUCACCUCAAGAGUUUUCCGAAAAAUUACCAACCGGCCGAUCCGCCAUAGACCCAACUUCCACUGCGGAUGAAGACCGCCUUUCCAGGAAGAAUACUAUCCGCAGUAGCAUGCGUGCAGACACAUUACGAUUUGUCGUCAUGGUGUUAUUUUCGUUUUUGUCUAUUACCAAUGCCAUGCAAUGGAUCGCUUUCUCCUCCAUUGUUGAUGAGGUUCGGAUCUAUUUUCAUAUGAACGCCGCACAGGUCAACAUGCUACCCACGAUCUAUGUCAUUUCCUACAUUUCUAUUGUCUUCAUCAGCUGUAAGCUCUACGAGAUUGCCGGAAUCAAGAUCACCCUGGUACUCGCCGCGCUGUUCAACGCGAUGGGGGCGUGGAUUAAGAUGAUUGCGCUCUACGUCUGGCCUAAUCCCGCGCUGCUGUUUAUCUCGCAGGUGGUGAAUUCCCUCACGGAGGUUCUCAUCAUCGCGGCCCCCCCGCUGAUUGCCAAUCGCUGGUUUCCCAAGAAAGAGCGCGGGAUCGCGAACACCAUCCUGUCCUCCUCCCUGAACCUCGGCUGUGGGAUUGGGGUCCUGGUCCCGACCUUCUUUGUAGGGCCGGAUCGGUACGCGAAGACGGACUUUGCGAAGUUGUUUUGGUUCAACUUCGCGAUCUGCACGGCGGCCUUUGGGAUGAUUCUUUUUUGGCUCCCGAAGCGACCGCGCUACGCGGCCAGCUUCGCCGCGCAGAUCCAACAAGACAAGGAGGAUGCCCGUCUAAAGUGGCUAAGGGCCUCCCACACAAAGGAACCGCCGGGGGAUGGCCAUACCACCCCCACCUCGGAGCUCAACGGACGCGCCAAGGAAGGGGCGGAGGAGGAAAAGAGGGCCCGGGAGGUCCUUCCCCCUCUUCCGGAUCCCCCAACGGCCCGCGACCCCCCCCAACGCUGA
This is a messenger RNA of Phytomonas sp. Hart1, 1005 nucleotides long. The record is from the annotation of a GenBank genome assembly. Lineage: Eukaryota; Euglenozoa; Kinetoplastea; Trypanosomatida; Trypanosomatidae.